Messenger RNA from Spodoptera frugiperda (fall armyworm), 7568 nucleotides. RefSeq names its product polyamine-transporting ATPase 13A3. Gene Ontology annotation, biological process: polyamine transmembrane transport; intracellular calcium ion homeostasis. Gene Ontology annotation, cellular component: membrane. The coding region runs from base 183 to 3590 and encodes 1135 amino acids. Gene Ontology annotation, molecular function: ATP hydrolysis activity; P-type transmembrane transporter activity; ATP binding. The transcript has 20 exons. The record is from RefSeq and is a predicted model, not a curated record. Lineage: Eukaryota; Metazoa; Arthropoda; Insecta; Lepidoptera; Noctuidae.
AUUCAUCCUCUUCUGUCAUUCGUUGCAAAGUGUGAUGUGAAGUGGUGCGGAUAAUUCAACAAAAAAAACCUUAAAUAAUUUGCGAUGAGGUAGCACCGGUUACUCAAAAAUAACUAAACAACAUCUAAGUAAUAUGCCUUAACUCUUUUGUGUUAUAAACCUUUAUAAUAAUUUUCGCGGGAAUGCCGAACAUUAAUAACACCUGCGCUGCCAAUGACGAAUAUGAAGUCAUUGGCGAGACGCAGUGGCAAAUAAUCGAGAGCAGCGGCGAUGAACAAACCAUAAACAUUCAUGGCUUCAAAUAUUCUAAAUUACGCGCUACUUUAUUACACACCGUGUGCAUAUUACUAUGUGGCUUACCAUAUUUUGCAUUGGCUUAUUACCCGUCCUACAAUCGAUUCAAAUACGUAAAAUGCAGUCUGAAAACGGCUAAGGAAAUUUGUGUUAUCGACUCUGAUGGAGGAUGGACUACAGAGAAAGUGCUUGAAGUCGACCUGAACUUAUCAAAUCAUAGAGAUAACAGGUUGCGUUACUUUAUGUUCAAACACAACCGGUUCAUUUGGCUUAACGACCAAGGAGUUUUUAUCAAUGUUCUUGCACUCAAUGAGAAGCUCACUAUCCAACUGCUGAUGGAGAAUAUGUCUGGUAUAAACAAACGGCAGCAAAACGAAUUGAUCAAACUGUAUGGUACAAACUCAGUAGAAGUGGAAGUAAAGAGUUACUGGACGCUGUUCGUCGAGGAAGUCUUCAAUCCUUUCUAUUUGUUCCAAGUUUUCUCCAUCAUUCUUUGGUCUUUGGAUGAAUAUUAUCAGUAUGCGACCUGCGUUUUCCUGCUGUCCGUUGCUACCUGUAUGCUGGCGUUGUAUCAAACUAAACAGAUGAGCAUCAAUCUCCACAAAAUGGCUGGUUCAACUAGUGCAUUCACUGUGACCGUGCUACGACCGACCCGCAUGGGCCGGGAGGAGUGCGUCGUGAACGCCAGUCGACUGGUACCCGGCGAUGUAUUAGUUCUUCCACCUGACGGGUGUGUGAUGCCCUGCGACGCCAUGCUUCUGACCGGAACCUGCAUUGUAGAUGAGAGUAUGCUAACAGGUGAAAGUGUGCCCGUAAUGAAAGGUCCUCCUUGCUCGUCACCUGAAAUAUAUUCAACUGAAGGGCACAAACGACAUACAUUAUUUGCUGGCACUCAUGUUAUGCAAACUCGAUUCUAUGGCAACAAUCAGGUUCUAGCUAAAGUCGUACGCACAGGUUUCUACACAGCUAAAGGAGAGUUGCUGAAAAGCAUUUUGUUCCCAAAACCCUUUGGAUUCCAGUUCUAUAAAGAUGCCGUCAAGUUUGUUAUAUUCAUGUUCUGCAUUGCCGCGAUUGGAAUGGGUUACUCUAUCUGGCUGUAUGUUGUACGAGGAAGUUCGAUUGGUACAAUAGUUCUCCGCACUCUAGACAUCAUCACGAUCGUAGUACCGCCCGCGUUACCCGCCGCCAUGACAGCUGGCAUAGUAUACAGUCAGAAUCGGCUCCGUAAAAACAGGAUCUUCUGUGUAUCACCACCUAGAAUUGUAAUAUGUGGCAAAUUACAAGUUAUGUGUUUUGAUAAGACUGGCACUCUAACUGAAGACGGAUUGGACUUCCAUUCAGUGAUACCGGUACGUUCAGGGGAGAAGUUUGGAGAGUGUGUGGUGGAAGUGAGCAGUCUGCCUGUGACCAGUCCACUCAUACAGGCCCUGGCGUCUUGUCACUCUCUCACCAGCAUACAGGGCCAGUUGAAAGGCGACCCUCUUGACUUGAAGAUGUUUGAAUUCACACAGUGGGUACUCGAAGAACCAGGACCUGAGAACACACGAUACGACAACUUGACACCCGUCAUUGUGAAGCCCGCUACAUCUGCCAAUGGAUCUAUGCAGAAUCUGGAUGACUUUGAUCCCUUUACUAUGGAAAUACCUUAUGAGAUCGGUUUAUUGCGGCGGUUCCACUUCUCGUCGGCACAACAAUCAAUGGGUGUUAUAACCAAUGUACUGGGACAGCCACAAAUGGUUUACUUCGUCAAAGGUGCUCCUGAAAAGGUGGCUGGUAUGUGCAAUCCGGAAACACUCCCAGAGAAUUUUAGUUCGGUCCUGAACGAGUAUACAUCCAACGGUUUCCGUGUAAUCGGUCUUGCGCAUAAGAAACUCGAUCGCAAAAUGAAAUGGGUCGACGCACAACGGGUCAAGAGGUCGAACCUUGAGUGUGAUAUGGCGUUCUUAGGCUUUCUAGUCAUGCAAAAUAGCCUGAAGCCAGAGACAACUCAAGUGAUUAGAGAACUCCACGAAGCUUCUAUGAGACUGAUCAUGGUCACCGGGGAUAACAUAAUGACGGCAAUGUCUGUGGCCCGGGGCUGUCUCAUGGUGCAGCCUCACCAGAAACUGGUCCUUAUCACCACGGAACAACCGCAGACCAACGACUCACGCCCGCCUCUUUGUAUGGAAGUGGUGGGCGAAGGAGCGCCGCCUAAGUUGGCAUUAGAUGCCUAUGUGUUAGCUCUCGAGGGUAAAACUUGGGCUGUGAUACGUACUCAUUACCCCGAGCUAAUGCCGGCGGUGCUCUCUAGAGGAAUGGUAUUCGGUCGUUUCGGUCCGGACCAGAAGACGCAGCUUAUAACAGCGUUGCAGGGCGAGGACGUCGUGGUCGGCAUGUGCGGGGACGGAGCCAACGACUGCGGCGCGCUCAAGGCCGCCCAUGUCGGGAUCUCGCUCUCGGAGGCUGAUGCAUCGGUGGCUGCACCAUUCACAUCUCAAGAGCAGAACAUUAAAUGCGUGAAACUCCUCGCCUUGGAAGGGCGUUGUGCUUUGAGCACAUCGUUCGCUAUCUUCAAAUACAUGGCGCUCUACUCGCUCAUUCAAUUCUUCUCAAUCCUGAUUUUGUAUAAUUUCUACUCAAUCCUCGGCAACAACCAGUUCCUGUACAUCGACCUGGUGCUGACGACCCUGCUGGCCCUGUCGCUGGGCCGCGCGUCCCCCGGCCCGGUCCUGACGCGCCAGUCGCCGCCCGUGUCUCUCGUCGCUCUCUCUAGUAUCUUGCCACUCGUCAUACAAGUCUCAUUGGUGCUGCUAAUGCAGAUUGCGUCCAUUUACCUGCUUUAUGCUCAACCUUGGUUCAAACCAGUAGAAGGUGGUCCCGACGUAGAACAAGUGUUGUGCUGGGAGAACACAGUUCUGUUCAUAGUUACUGCAUUCCAGUACUUAAUCAUGGCCUGCGUCUAUGCCAAAGGCUGGCCUUUCCGACAACCUUUCUGCACAAAUUAUUAUAUGAUGAUAACUUUAGUUACUCAGUCAGUGUUCGUGACGUUACUACUGUUAUGCCCGUGGGAGUGGUUGGCACAUUUCAUGGAAGUUGAGGCCAUGUCGUCGGCUGACUCUGAACAAACUAUGUUCCGUAUUUACCUAUUGCUGAUACCUGCCCUUCAUAUUAUACUAGCUAUAGCUAUUGAGGCGAGUCUGUCGGACUCGGAGAAGUUCUCCCGGCUGGCGCGCGUGAUGCGGCGGCGCUGCGACAAGGGGGCCGAGGGCGACGCGGCGCGGCCCCUGUGUGUGCCGCCGCACCUGCAGCUGUGCUGACCGCGCCGCCGCCCCGCCUGCUGGCCGCGGCCGCACUGGGCUGCCUGGACCACGUGGGCUAGCUGACACUACGUACUUCCACUCAUACCGAACGUAGCCAACUUGAUAAGCUAAUGGUGCCACCACCCAGUGUUCCACUCCAUUCUCAUAGGUUAGUUCACAAAACUACUAACUUCCCGCUCGCAACUUGUUACUGGUGAAAACCAUAUAAAAAUCAGCUCAGCAGUUUUCGAGUCUGUCGCAAACACAUACGACUGGGACUUUGUUUUAUAAUAUGUAAGGACAACUUAUCCUAUGCCAUCCAAUCGAUGAUGUUGCCAUCAGUUUUUAUCAGUUAAGUUGCAAUAACUUGACAAGUUAGAUCAUAUUUAUUUUUAAGAGAAUUUAAUGUCAAGUUACUGCAUUUCGUUAUGAGUUGAGGUGUUUGUUGAGUUCGUGACGCACGCCUCUUGGUGAUUCUUCGGAAAAAUUAUAGCAGAAAGACAUCUUAUUCUUAACACAAUGUUAAGUUGUUUAAACCGAAAUAAUCAAGGCAAAAUGUUUCCGAAGGAUCACCUCUCCGGGUCUAUCCCGCCUCAUAGUUACCUUUUUACUCUGUAGUGAUAGUAGAAGACACUGCAACGGUCAGUGUACUUUCCGAAUUGUUUGUACUAUAAUAUUUAUUUAUCAGUCAGCAAAUAACCUUACUGGAAGUUAAGGUGGCUGUUACUUAAUUUAAGUCCCAAUCUAGUAAAAUUACUCUACUGCUGUUCAGAGGAACAAGCGCUAUUUCAUUGGCCGCUGUGCCGUUAGGUUUGAACUAAGACAAGCACUUUGCAAUUAAAAUUCUUUGAAGGAUAUGUAGAAGAUAACAUUUAAUGUGUGUGCUAGUUUUAGUAGAAUCCUAACACUUCGUCGGAUGGUCUUGUUAGCUAAGUGAGAGGCCGUUAAUGCUUUGUCAUUGCGCAAAUUAGGUUCGCCAUCAGAUCAAUAAAAAAGAGCUGGUAUGAUAGAGUGGUUUACCAUUUUUUGUAUUGGUUUGUCAACUUGUCUUGAUGUAUUUGCCCCUUUUUGCGCUACUGCAUGUUGACAUUGCAGUGUCGUUGUAAACUUAGAGACAAGACAAUCAUGACUUCUGCUGUGAUAAAGGAAUUCUCGGAUACUUCCAGCGCUGAAUAUCAUUCACGUGUCUAUGUAACCUUUCUGUACUAUUUUGUUUUAAAAGUAGUUAAAACUCUGAUUACAGUACUUCGUACGUAUGGCUAUAAUUAAACUAUCGAGAACUAUUUAAUUAAAUUAAUCAACUAGAUUAAUAUUUUAAUAUUUAAUUUAACAUGGUUUACUUAUUUUGUAUAGGUUGUGCAAACAUUUUUAUUUUGUACUUAUUUUAAACUAAAUUCAUCAUUUUCAUUAUUGAGUCUGUCAAGUUAUUUUUAUCGGUUAGUAUAAUUAUGGUCGCAAUUGGAAGUAUCAGAAUAUUACUAUGGUCAUCAUCCUUUCUCCUACACGCGUAAACUAUUGAAGAAACUCAGUUUAAAGUUAGAAAAAUAGUGAAACUCUAACAUUUGUUUGUUGCACUCUGCGCCAUAACAAUAGUGUCUAAUAUACUAUAUCUGGUAAAGAGGGUUGUAAUUAAUUAUCUUCAUUAGAGACUUCACGGUCCGCCUAAGUAUAAGCCCCCAUAACCCAACACAUAGAUGAGAACAUACAACUUACCUCUGUCGAUUAAAACAUUCGAAUCUUCUUAGAGAAAUGAUAUCGCAUUAAAUGGGCCAAUGUUGAUCUUUUAAUCAAUAUGUUUAUGCUGGCCAAUCGUAAUGUUUUGUAUUAAAUGGAGUGCCAAAUAACACUUGACAGACUCUUUCCGUAUCCUUUAAAAUGUCUGUUAUCUAUUAAAUAGAAACCUGCAACAGUACAAAACUUGUUAGCCGGUAAAUAAAAAUAGUAAAUUGAAAACUGGCAGAAGUUUACAUUUCACACAUUAACAUAAUCAUGUCAUAUCAUACACAUUCACUAAUGUCUUUUUUUAUUUCUUUUCUCAUAGGCAAUUACCUCUUAUACUUAGUCCAUUUUCGCAACAGUUCAGUAAUGUAUUUAAAGUAUCGUUCUGUCUUAGUGUAGCCAAAGCAGACAGAUAAUACGGUUUUAAGUACUUUACUGAAUUUUCGUCUAAUGGACAUUAUUUCUUUAGUGAAAAAGUAGUCACAAAAUGAUUUGAUUUUUUGCAAUCAAAUGAGUUUGUCUUACUUAUUUUUUUUAUAGUAAUAUUUUACAGAAAUCGAUUUAUAUAGAAAAUGUUGAUCCUUUUAAAUGAAAUCAUAGAAUUAGGAGUAUAAGUUGAAUCCUACUUAUUUUAUUAUUGUAAAUAUAGUUAAAAUUAUGAAUUGAAAUUACGUAUGUUUUGGAUAUGCGCGAUUGGUUUAAGGUGAUUUGUGAUUUUGCAUUUCGCCCGUACUUCACAAAUAUUAAAGAUUUUGCUCAUUUUUAUCUAAGCCACGCUGAUUUGUUAAUGGUCAGGUUCAUAAUAAAACAAUAGUAAGUUUUCUGCUGCAUUGUAUUAUUAUCGUAAAAUACAUUAAAACGUGCAAAAACAGUGAUUAAACUUAUUACUUAUUUUAUGCUUUAACUUAUUUAUUGUGCUACUUAAAUCGUUUUACAAAUUACUUAAAAAUGUAAUAUUAAGUUCUCAUUAGUUACUUCAUAAAUACACUAUCAAAAACGCUAACACUUGUGCGUAAUACAGAUUUUUAUAUCUAUUUUUUAUUUAGUAAUUUAUCUUAUUUAAUAGCUGCAUUUGAAUUGCGUAUACACAUCUUUUAUUCGUAUUUUACUAAUCAUGUAUAUGUUCAUACACCAUUCCUAUUUCAAUCUGUCAUUUCUUAAAUAGAUUUUCAUCUCUAAUGCGUCGCAAUAAAGUUGGAAAUCUAUGAAAUAGUCUUUACAGAUUGUGGUAGGUUGACGGUAAGUCGAGGCUUCAAGGAUCAUAAAACACUAGAUACGUAUUUGAAUUAACGUAAUACAUUUCCAAUUGUUACGUUAAACAAUAGUAUUUUCAAUAAACGUAAGAUAAAAUCCAGUAAGCGAGCAGCAUUCUCUUUACUGUAUUGUAAAAACCAAAGGAACAUAUAAGUGUUAAUCGAAAAUCCAUCUUAUUUGUACGUAUGUAAGUCUAUAAUUAAGUUGUAACAUCUAAGCGAUACAAGUUACUCGCUGUACGCUGGACUAGAAGUAUUACAUCAAUAUUAAAUACUAGGUCGUAGAAAUAAGACAUUUUUUAAUCGGGUUUAAGCGGUAUUAUGAUGCCAAAGCUGCCAAGAUUUCUUAAAAGAUAAUUUGAAAUGGCACUGUAGUUAAAUCAACCUAUUGGAUGAAUAAUGUUUACAGUUUGAUGUGUUUAUUAUAAAAGUACUUAUAUCUAUCUGUAAGUAUAUUGUGUAUGUAUAAACGAUUUGAUAUUACGAAGUGUUGCGAUAAAAAUACAAUCAGCAAUAUUAAUAUCAGGUAUUUGAAAACGAAGCAAGAGUAUUAUGACUCAUUCGUGCGAUGGGAAUCGCUAAUGAGUGAAGUGCGUGAGUAAUAGAUUGCUAAGUCAAUUUAUUAAUGCAAUAUUAGUAAUAUUUAUGUGUUUCAUUAGUCAGAAAUUUCAUUCCUAAUUGUUUAGUACUUAGACGUUUGGUGCUGCGUAUGAUUUAGUACCUUUGGUUCGUAGAUAACAAAUUGUAUGAUACUUAAUAUUAUAUAGAGAAAUACAUUCACAAACACGAAAUAUUUCGGAACUUAUAUUUUUUUGUAAACUUGUUAUUUAUUGAACUGCAUUAUUGUGGUUGUUUUUUAGGCUUUACUGCAAGUAUGUUUAUAUUUCUCGUAUUUUGGAACUUGUUGACUGUUUUUGUGUCCAAUUGUCACAAUAAUGUAGUUCGAUACAGAUUUUACUAAUUGCGACAUUAGAUGGAAUAUGGAUGUAUGACCAAAAAUAUUGGAAUAAAUAUUAAAGAAGUA